GGUAUCCUACUUCAGGUCACGUGACUUCUCAAAAUAAAGAGCACAUUUCCUUUUUCCCAUCACGACCAUAAAGACGAGGAUGUCUACCCCCACUAAUCCAACAGUUAUUCAAAAAGCUGUUGUAAAGCAGGUCCUUUCUGGUGACACUGUUGUGUUACGAGGACAACCAAAAGGAGGACCACCACCUGAGAGAACAGUUUGCUUGUCAAAUAUAACUGCACCAAAAUUGGCAAGAAGAGCUAAUCCAAAUGUAGACUCCUCGGUUGAGACUAAAGAUGAGCCAUGGGCCUGGGAAGCUCGGGAAUAUCUGCGUAAAAAACUAGUUGGAAAAGAGGUUGUGUUUACAGUGGAAUAUAAAGUUCCCGGCACUGGAAGAGAAUAUGGAGUUAUUUACCUUGGAAAAGAUACUAGCGGAGAAAAUAUUACUGAAUCUUUAAUUGCUGAGGGUUUGGUUGAAGUAAGAAAGACUGGACUUAAGAAUGAUGACCCUGCUCAGCAAAGGUUAGCUCAGUUGGAAGAUGCUGCCAAGGCUGCAGGCAAGGGCAAACAUGCUGAAGGGGAAGCAAGUAAACAUGUCAGAGACAUUAAGUGGACAAUAGAUAAUCCUCGUCACUUUGUAGACUCUCAUCAUAAUAAACCAAUUGAUGCCGUUAUUGAGCAUGUGAGAGAUGGUUGUACUGUCAGGGCAUUUCUAUUGCCAACUUUUGAAUAUGUGACUGUUAUGCUAGCUGGAAUUAAGUGUCCAAUGAACAAACAGGAUGCUGAUGGUAAACAGGUUCCAGAACCAUUCAUGGAAGAAGCCAAGUAUUUUACAGAAUCUCGACUACUUCAAAAGGAUGUCAAAAUCAUUUUAGAAGGGGUCUCAAAUCAAAAUUUACUUGGAACAAUUUUACAUCCUAAUGGCAACAUUACUGAGUUUUUGUUAAAAGAAGGCUUUGCUCGCUGUGUGGACUGGUCAAUGGGGGUUGUUACGCAGGGUGCAGAUAAACUGAGAGCUGCUGAAAAAAUAGCUAAAGACAAGAAAUUAAGAAUAUGGAAAGAUUAUAAACCAGCUGAAUCUAACAUCAACAUCAAAGACAAGUCAUUCACUGGGAAAGUUGUUGAAGUAGUUAAUGGUGAUGGCCUAGUCAUCAAGUUGGACAAUACUUUUAAAAAGAUCUUCUUGGCGAGCAUUAGGCCACCUAGACCUUUGGAAGGUCAGGGAGACGCACCAGUGAAAGAGACUCCUAACAAAAGGUCAAGGCCACUGUAUGACAUUCCAUACAUGUUUGAAGCUCGAGAAUUUCUUAGGAAAAAACUCAUCGGAAAGAAGGUAAAUGUGGAAGUGGACUAUAUACAACCUCCAAACCAAGGAUACCCUGAGAAAACUUGCUGCACAGUAACAAUAGGUGGGAUAAAUGUUGCUGAGGCCUUAGUUAGUAAAGGUCUGGCCACUGUAAUCAGAUACAGACAGGAUGAUGAUCAAAGGUCUUCUCAUUAUGAUGAACUUCUUGCUGCUGAAGCCAGAGCUGUCAAAAAGGGAGCUGGUCUCCAUAGUAAAAAAGAGGCACCCAUUCACAGAGUGGCUGAUGUUUCAGGAGAUGUGGCAAAAGCUAAACAGUUUUUACCAUUUUUACAAAGAGCAGGAAGAUCUGAAGCUGUUGUGGAGUUUAUUGCUAGUGGAUCUAGGUUAAGACUGUAUCUACCUAAGGAAACCUGCCUCAUCACCUUACUAAUCUCUGGCAUAGAAUGCCCUAAAGGAGCCAGAACAUUGCCCAAUAACCAAAACUUCCCUGCAGAGCCAUUUGGAGAAGAGGCUUUGCUGUUUACCAAAGAAAUGUGUAUGCAGAGGGAGGUAGAAGUUGAAGUGGAAGGCAUUGACAAAGGUGGCAACUUUAUUGGAUGGCUGUUUGUUGAUGGGGUUAAUUUGUCUGUUGCUUUGGUAGAAGCUGGUCUUGCAAAAGUUCACUUUACAGCUGAGAAAAGUUCAUUCUAUAAAACUUUGUUAGAGAAAGAGGCAAAGGCUAAAGAAGACAAAUUAAAGAUUUGGGCCAACUUUGUUGAAGAGAAAGAAGUAAAGAUUGAAGAGGAGCCGGUGGAGCGUAAACCUAACUACAACAGAGUUAUUGUUACUGAAGUAACUGAUGACUUGACGUUCUUCGCACAAAAUGUGGACAAUGGUACAAAUCUAGAAAAGUUAAUGGAAGACUUGCGGCAGGAAAUGGAAGUGAACCCCCCUCUACCAGGUUCUUACACAGCACGUAAAGGAGAUCUUUGUGCAGCUCGCUUUUCUCAAGAUAAUCAGUGGUACAGAGCUAAACUUGAAAAAAUUGAAGGCAGCACUGCAACUGUACUUUUUGUGGAUUAUGGAAAUAGAGAAAAGACAGCUGUAUCAGGUUUAUGUGCAUUGCCAGGCAGCUUCAAAACACUUCCACCACAAGCCACUGAAUAUACACUUGCCUGUGUAUCAGUCCCAAGUGAUGAAGAUGCUAAGCAAGAUGCUGUUGAUGCUCUUUACAAUGACAUCCUGAACAAGACAAUGCUACUCAAUAUUGAGUAUCGUGGUGGCAGUGGCAGUCCUGACUAUGUCUCCCUAAAGCAUGCUGAAACAGAUGAUGAUGUAGUGACAGCAUUGAUAACUGAAGGUUACUUGACAGUGGAGGCACGGAAGGAAAAAAGACUGGCCAAAAUGGUCUCUGAAUAUCAAAAGGCUCAAGAAGAGGCCAAAAGAUUAAGGAAAAAUCUAUGGCGCUAUGGAGACUUCCGGGAAGAUGAAGCAAGGGAAUUUGGCUACACUCGCUAGAGAAGCCCAAUUCAACUAAAAUGUCAACACAAGUUAAAGAUAGUUAUUUAAUAGCCCUUUGCUGUAGAAAAUAUUGUAGUUUUUUUGUCUGAAAAAUUCAUGUUUUGAAACUAAGCAAAAACAAUCAAAUGUUUAAUAAUUUGAUUAUGUUACUUCCAAGUCAAAACAGCAUUUACCCAUUGAAAACAAUUUAAUUGUACAGAUUUUUUUUUAAGAACAUUUUUAUUAAACAUAUGAAACUAUUGUAUUCUUCAAUCCAAAACAAACUCCAAGGCACAGGGCUGUUACAUGUCUCCAACACAAGUGAACACUAGGCAUUAUACACUUUAUCUUUAUGAGAUACCUUUUCUUUUUUUUUUAACAGCAGAAUGCAGUCAGAAAAUAAUAUUGGUCUGUUUUAUCUACAUUUAAGGGACAAUUCUUUUAUCAUUUUUCUUAUUUGUUCUUUUGUCUUUUGAAUCAUUUCUUGAGCAACUAUUGGGAAUUACAAAAUGUUGAGUAUCUUGUUUAUUCUUUCUUGAGACAUGACGAAUUGUAUUUUCCGACUGUAUUUUGUGCUCCAAGUGGUAAUGGGGAAUCAAAAGUUUUGGCACAAUCUUAUGCAUGCCAUGUGAAAGGAAUGUUUUGUUUGUUUGUUGUAGAGUGUGUAUUUUGAGAGAUCUACAAUUUUUAUCAAGUCAACUUAUUGCAUUUAAUUGACUGAAGCGAUUUCUUUUUUGACAGGAUCAAAGUUUUUUUUUUCUUGGUCAAAUAAAUUGUGCCAAAGCAA
Molecule: messenger RNA, 3551 nt
Organism: Biomphalaria glabrata
Lineage: Eukaryota; Metazoa; Mollusca; Gastropoda; Planorbidae
Product: staphylococcal nuclease domain-containing protein 1-like
Exons: 21
Coding region: 80-2782 (900 amino acids)
Biological process (GO): regulatory ncRNA-mediated gene silencing; mRNA catabolic process
Cellular component (GO): nucleus; RISC complex; cytosol
Molecular function (GO): nuclease activity; RNA binding
Source: RefSeq, a predicted model, not a curated record